UGACUGUUGAGGAAAUUGCAAGGAGAGGAGGCUCAUUUGAUCAAAAUGCAAGUUAUAUUAUAGAUUCAAGACUGCAUGUGGCAGACAAUGAUGUGGGAAUUGCAGCUUCAAAAUAUAAAUCUAUUUAUACAAAUGGAACAUUCAAGAAUGAUCCUGGAGCAUUUGUUAGGUUCCUGAGUGGUGAUACAUUCAUUACACCUGUAAUUCGCCACGCUGAACUGGCUUCGAAGUUUUCUCCAGUUUAUUUAUAUCAAUUUUCAUAUCAAGGUGUGAUGGACGGCCUUUCAUAUUUACCCAAUGUAACAGGAACAGAUUCGGUUGCACAUACGGCCGAAUUAAAGUAUCUCUUUGGAGGAGUAGAAGGACAUGCAGGUGAUCCUACCGACUACCCCGAAUCCGAUCAAUUGACAAUGAAAAGAAUGUUAGUUUUAUGGACUGACUUCAUCAAAUACCAGUGA
Leptinotarsa decemlineata (Colorado potato beetle) is the source of this 458-nucleotide messenger RNA. RefSeq names its product juvenile hormone esterase. The record is from RefSeq and is a predicted model, not a curated record. NCBI's taxonomy places the organism in Eukaryota, Metazoa, Arthropoda, Insecta, Coleoptera, Chrysomelidae.